AACGUCAGAACGUAUUCCCAGAGCUCAGACAAAUUCAUCGUUAUGGACAUCUCUAAUCGAUUCUGCGUUAGCGUUGAAGGUGUUGUCAUUCCUCGAUUUCUUUCUGAAGAAUGCUUCAGAUCAGCUCUGCGUUUCAAACCUAAGAGGGGAGAUGUUUUUGUGGCAACCUACCCGAAAUGUGGAACUACUUGGAUGCAAAAUCUAGUUUUGAACAUAAUGCGAAGAGGGAGAAAUUUCGAGAAACCUUCGGACUUUCAUUUUGCUAGCCCAUUCUUGGAUAUGUUGGGCGCAGAGGAUUCGGAAAAAAUUAUGAUUCGUCCUGGAUGUUAUAAAACGCAUUUACCUUUGCACAAGGUGCCUUGGUCUGAUGAUGCGAAGUACAUUUAUGUUGCCAGAAAUCCUAAAGACUGUUGCGUAUCCCUCUACCAUCACAUGAAAAACUUGCCUGGCUACCAGUUUUCAGAUGGCCCUUUUGAAGAAUUCUUUGACUUGUUCAUAAAAGGAGAAGUCGAAUUCGGUAAUUAUUUUGAUCAUUUGAUUCCUUGGUACGAAGCAAGGCAUCGAUCGAACGUAUUUUUCACUACAUUUGAAGAAAUGAAAAUGGAUCUGAAGAAAAUAGCUAUGAAGUUAGCUGAAUUUAUUGAUAAGACAGAAGCAGAAUACCUCCAAGAUAAUCCGGAGGUUUUAGAAAGCAUUUUACACAAUUGUACUUUUGCAGAGAUGAAAAAAAUUAUGAAUGAAGGAAUAUCCGUUAUGUACAGCAAAGAUCAUUUGGCCAGCUUACCGAAAGGACGCAGGCAUAUCAUUCAGUAUAUCGAAUCCUUCCCGAAGAGAAUUGAGACAGAUCGUAAAAUAAAUGUCAUCCGCAAAGGUGAAAUAGGCUCUCAUAAACAUGAACUGACUCCAAAACAAAAUGAAAUUUUGAGCAGAAUAAUACAGGAAAGUACAAAGGGAACGGACGUUAUGUCUCUGUGGGAAAAGUGGAUGUAAAUAUAAAAUUCACACUUGAAUAUUAACUGUUAAUUGAACAGUCGCAAAAAUUUAACAUUUUCUCUUAUUCGUUAAAAAUCGACAAUUAUUGUGGGUUUUACUAUACUUGUAAGUUAAUUGUGUUAAUAAAUACUUUAUAGAUAAUUCUACAUAUUUUAAUGAUAUAUUCAAAACUAAUAUACGAGGAAAGUCAAAAAGUAAAAGAACUUUUGCAAUUUCCCUUUUCAGGGUUCGGUAACUGUGCUGGUAUCCAGCGCUGAAUUAGCGUAGUCAGCAAAAUUUGUAUGCAGCGUGUCUCUUAUUCCCACGUAAGCCUUGGAGUGUAGUAGACCGUUAAAUAUGGCAGCUCCAUUGUCGAGCAGCACAAAGGAGGAAAUGAGGGCAGUUAUUCAUCAUAAACCGGAAAGUAAGGCUGCGAGCAUGGAUUGAAAACACUCAUCAUCAGCAGAAGUUAAGAAAUUUAAACAUCAACCAUCAGCUAGUAAAAUUAUGCUAAUAUUGUUCUGGGACAUGAAUGUUGUAGUAGCCGUUUCUUUCACCUCAAGAGGCGAAACUGUGAAAAAUGAGAACUAUUGCGAUGUGUUGCGCACUAAAUUAAAACCUGCAAUCAGUUCCAAACGUGGUGGGAAAACUGCGAAAAGGGUCACCCUGCAGCAAGAUAACACUCGGAUACAUUCUGACUAACGAACGGUCGAAACAAUAAAGGAGCUAAGAUUUGAAAUUCCGGAACACCCACCACACAAUCCAGACCUGGAUUCCAAGCGAUUUUCAUAUUUGGACGAUUGAAGAAAUCACUAAGGAGAAGAGGUUAUUGAUGCGAAACUUUUUUCGAACAGAAUAAAAAAGAUUGUGAAAUUUUGGGAAAAAUGCAUUAAAGCCCAAGAUAGUUAUGUAGGAAAAUAAUGUAUGUUUCAAUUUUCUAUCAUUAGAAUAAAUUCACCUUUUCUGAAAUGUUCAUUUGCUUUGUGGCUUUCUCUCGCAUAAUUUUAAAAAGUUUAAAUCAUGUUAUCAAACUACGGGUGCAACCUCUUAAAGAUAUGCAAAACAUUUAUUUCUUUCUCGUAUAUGAAUUAUAGAAAAAGCACUGCAAUUCUCAAGAAAAUUCGAUUUCGAGAUUUCGACGAAUUUCCAUAU
This is a messenger RNA of Argiope bruennichi, 2124 nucleotides long. Its product is annotated as sulfotransferase ssu-1-like. Bases 43 to 990 code for a protein of 315 amino acids. Lineage: Eukaryota; Metazoa; Arthropoda; Arachnida; Araneae; Araneidae. Gene Ontology annotation, molecular function: sulfotransferase activity. Gene Ontology annotation, cellular component: cytoplasm. The record is from RefSeq and is a predicted model, not a curated record. Gene Ontology annotation, biological process: sulfation. The transcript is spliced from 2 exons.